Homarus americanus (American lobster) is the source of this 2981-nucleotide messenger RNA. Its product is annotated as transcriptional regulator DEF1-like. The transcript has 4 exons. NCBI's taxonomy places the organism in Eukaryota, Metazoa, Arthropoda, Malacostraca, Decapoda, Nephropidae. The record is from RefSeq and is a predicted model, not a curated record. Bases 705 to 2573 code for a protein of 622 amino acids.
ACAGGGUAUUACAGUGUCUAGCAGCGAGUGAGGAAGGUUUCUGGCUGUCCAAACUACAAGAGAAAAAUUUGAUUUGUUCCUUCUUACGCUUUGCGGUGUGGGAAUAUCAGUGAAUGUUGAAAAUAGUUAUGGAAGAUUGUUUAGAAAUGAUUUGAGAGACGACAGAAUGUGGAAAUGAGAGAAAUAGUAUAAGAACGUGACGAGUUUUUCGACAUAUAGGGCUGAGUCUACCCAGUUGCUUCACAUCCACCGCCCUGGAAUCCCUGAAUAAAAGUCGUAAAAUUGAUAAAAAUUCCUUCGUAUUUGGAGUUUAUAUUAUGAUCUGUGAACACUUAAUGAACUUUAAAGAUAAAACAUAAUUCUAGUUGCGUAAAUGAUCGAGUAAUCUGUAUUUGAUUAACGUGGUAAGUUCAUUGCCAAGCAGUUUAUGUUAUCAAGAUAGCAUUGCCACAAAGUCUCAGUUAUUAUCACACGAAGAUUUUAUUGUACAUUAAGUGAACAAAAAGUGGUGUUAUUAGAUUAUGUUCAAGCUUAAGGAUUUUCUUUAAAUAUAACAAGGAAUAUUGAGUGUUUGCUGUCGGGAAAUUAUUAUCUAAAAUGUAGUGACAAAUUUUAUUGUAAACGAUAUAAGAAACAAUAGACUAUCAACCCAAGAAACUCCCAGAGAUUAAAUUAUUCACAAGACUUUAAAUACCUUGAAGAAUAUGAGUUCUGUUGGUGAAUUAGUAAGAGAGACGGGGGAGACUUCUGCUGAUACGUUAGUGAGAGAGACGGGGGAGACUUCUGCUGAUACGUUAGUGAGAGAGACGGGGGAGACUUCUGCUGAUACGUUAGUGAGAGAGACGGGGGAGACUUCUGCUGAUACGUUAGUGAGAGAGACGGGUGAGACUUCUGCUGAUACGUUAGUGAGAGAGACGGGGGAGACUUCUAUUGAUGAGUUAGUGAGAGAGACGGAACAAGCAGAGAUCACAGUACCCACAAGCCCAGACAGCGACCUCAACAAGUUACUGGAAACACUUCACGCGUUCGAGGAAGAGUCGACCAAGAAACUCCAGAAACUAAAAGAAAAUGAGAUCGAUAGACAAGACAGCACCGAGAACAUGCAACCAGACAACGAUGGACAAGAAAAUGACAAAACAGAAAAAGAUGAUACGAAGAGACGAAAGAAUGAGAUGACUUUGGAAGAGAAUGGUAAGAGGAUGCAAGGACGUGACAUGAAGAGGCAAGGAGAAAGUGACAUGACAGAAAAGACUGAUGGUAAGACGGAUGAUAUCAGCUCGCCUGGGGAUUCAUUAGAGAGUAGAAGUCAAGAUGAUGAAUGCAGAGGAGAUGAGGCAGACGAUGAGAGGAGUGAACCAGAUGAUAAUAACAGGGUGAAGGGUGACGAGGUAGACGGUGAGGAAGAUGCCCAGAAGUCACUAGCCGAGGCAUUACGGGCACUGACCUCGCUCAACAUAAACUUCGACAACGUUACUGGCGCUGGCAAGUACCAAGAUCGUCCAGCGUCACGGCCGAGGAUAGUGGGAAGCAGUGGCAAGACCCGCAUCAGCGUGGGAAAUGACCAACACACGCAAGGGGUAACUGGCGUAGAAUCAGCGGGACCCCAACAUGAGCCUCAUAUGUGGUCCCAGGUAGUAGGACCUCGUGAUGACCCCCAGCCCAACAGGGUCAGGUUCGACAUCAACGCCCUCAACCAGGAGCUGGCCAAUCUCCUCAGGAUGGCGGGACAGCCCCUGGACCCUCGUGUAUGGGAAGGAUCGACCACUAAUCAAUCAGAAAUUCCCUCUAUACCUCCCCCCAAGCCCGCGCACAUCCACCCCUCCCAAGCCCAGCCAAACCACGCCCUAGCCCAAGCAAGCCACUCCCCAGCCAAGCCAAGCCACGCCCAAAUCCCAGCCGUCCACAUCAACGAAUACCAAGAAUACCUCCCUCCACUUCAAGUAGUGACAGGUCCUCCUCCACCUAAACCUCCACGAGUGAAAUUCCCAAUCAAUGAAAACUUCAGAGCUCAGGCGACGCAUCUGUCUAAAUCAAUGGGGAGUUUGAUACACCAUGACAAGGAGGAGAAAAUCAAUACCAACACCCAGGAAUCACUCUCGGCCAAGACCGUAGAAGGUAACAGCGAGAGAAAGGACAAUGUAUUCCUCUCAGCCUUCAGGAGUAAAGGCGUGAGAGAGAGAGUCCGUAGCUUCACCAAGAAAAAAAACAAAAGGGUAAAAAGUUUGCAAAUCGGUGAACCGGUUGACUUCAAACAUCUGGGCGGGUCGCAUGUAAACAAACAGGUAGAAACGGUGCCGGAGGAUGAAGAAACAAAGACAACAGAGGACCCUAAGACAACGGAACCAAGUGUUACAACGGAGACUACAACGGCAGACAACACUAUGAUGGUAAUUAAAACAGCUACAGAUGUCUCAACAGAAGCCCCAGUAACGGACGACAACAGAUCAUAUAAUAAGGAAACGGGGAAUCAACCUGAAGAUAAGAAAACAGAUAUAACAGUAAACGUCACUAUAGAACACAAAACAGAACAACAGACGAGAGACCCGGCUGAAACAGAGAAAACGAAAGAAUGAAGAGGGUAAACUAAAGUAUUUAACAUGAAAGACUUCUUCGCUUUGUUUAUCAUUAGUAAUAAGAAUUAAGGUACCAUUCUUAGCUUCACCUACAUCAAAAUUCUUUCUCACUAACACAUGUCUACUAAGAUACAUAUGAUAAGUGUCAUAUUGGACAGGGAUACGUGUAAUUUGUCCUUGGAUACAUAUAAAUAAGACAUAUUUUCAUUCGUGUUUUAAAAUAUUGUAUUAGAAUAUUUGUGUUUUAUUCUUGUUUGAAAUACUAAAAUGACAUCAUUGUUUUAUUAGUGUUAAAACAUUGAUGGCUAUUGUGUUUUACGAUGUUUUAAUUGUUUUUAGUGAUAAUCUAAAACAUUGUACCGAAAUCAUUUGUGUUUUAUUGGUGUUAUAAGAUAUUGUACUGAAAUA